AUGAUCAUGGCAAGUGUCCGCUGCAAGCUGGCUCGUUACCUGGAGGACCUGGAAGACAUAGACUUUAAGAAAUUCAAGAUGCAUUUAGAAGACUAUCCCAGUCAGAAGGGCUGCACCUCAAUUCCUCGGGGUCAGACAGAAAAAGCAGAUCACGUGGAUAUAGCCACCCUGAUGAUUGAUUUCAAUGGGGAAGAGAAGGCAUGGGCCAUGGCCAAGUGGAUUUUUGCUGCAAUCAACAGGAGAGACCUUUAUGAGAAAGCUAAGAGGGAUGAGCCAGAAUGGGAGAAUACAAAUGUUUCUGUGCUAAGUCAGGAAGAAAGCCUUGAAGAAGAAUGGAUGGGUUUACUGGGAUACCUUUCCAGAAUCUCUAUUUGUAGAAAAAAAAAAGAUUACUGUAAGAAGUACAGAAAAUAUGUGAGAAGCAAAUUCCAGUGUAUUGAAGACAGGAAUGCCCGUCUGGGUGAGAGCGUGAACCUCAAUAAACGCUUCACCAGGCUGCGUCUCAUCAAGGAACACAGGAGCCAACAGGAGAGGGAGCAUGAGCUCCUGGCCAUUGGUAGGACCUGGGCCAAGAUACAGGAUAGCCCCGUGAGUUCCGUGAACUUGGAAUUGCUGUUUGAUCCUGAGGAUCAGCACUCUGAGCCUGUGCACACGGUGGUAUUCCAGGGAGCAGCAGGCAUUGGGAAAACAAUACUGGCCAGGAAGAUCAUGUUGGACUGGGCAUCAGGGAAACUUUACCAGGAUAGAUUUGACUAUUUGUUUUACAUUCACUGCCGGGAGGUGAGCCUUGGGACUCAGAGGAGCCUGGGGGACCUGAUCGCCAGCUGCUGCCCUGGCCCAAACCCACCCAUAGGCAAGAUUGUAAGCAAGUCUUCCAGGAUCCUCUUCCUCAUGGACGGCUUUGACGAGCUGCAAGGUGCCUUUGAUGAGCACACAGAAGCACUCUGCACAAACUGGCAGAAGGUGGAGCGGGGAGACAUUCUCCUGAGCAGCCUCAUCAGAAAAAGACUGCUUCCUGAGGCCUCCCUCCUCAUCACCACAAGACCUGUGGCCCUGGAGAAACUUCAGCACUUGCUGGGCCAGGCUCGUCAUGUGGAGAUCCUGGGUUUCUCAGAGGCCAGGAGGAAGGAAUAUUUCUUAAAGUAUUUCUCAGAUGAGCAGCAAGCAAGGGAAGCCUUCAGGCUGAUUCAGGAGAAUGAGAUUCUCUUCACCAUGUGCUUUAUUCCUCUGGUUUGCUGGAUUGUGUGCACUGGGCUGAAACAGCAGAUGGAUAGUGGCAAGAGUCUUGCUCGGACAUCCAAGACCACCACUGCAGUGUAUAUCUUCUUCCUCUCCAGUUUGUUGCAAUCUCAGGGAGGGAGCCAGGAGAACCACAACUCUGCUACCCUCUGGGGUCUCUGCUCAUUGGCUGCAGAUGGAAUCUGGAACCAGAAAAUCCUAUUUGAGGAGUGUGAUCUCAGAAAUCAUGGCCUGCAGAAGGCAGAUGUGUCUGCUUUCUUGAGGAUGAACCUGUUCCAAAAGGAAGUGGACUGCGAGAAAUUCUACAGCUUCAUCCACAUGACUUUCCAGGAGUUCUUUGCUGCCAUGUACUACCUGCUAGAAGAAGAUAGUCAUGGGGAGAUGAGGAACAUGCCUCAGGCUUGUUCAAAACUUCCCAACCGAGAUGUGAAGGUCCUUCUCGAAAACUACGGCAAAUUCGAAAAGGGAUAUCUGAUUUUUGUUGUCCGUUUCCUCUUUGGCCUUAUAAACCAGGAGAGGACCUCCUACUUAGAGAAAAAACUGAGUUGUAAGAUCUCUCAGAAAAUCAGGCUAGAGCUGCUGAAAUGGAUUGAAGCAAAAGCCAAGGCCAAGACACUACAGAUUGAGCCCAGCCAGCUGGAAUUGUUCUAUUGUUUGUAUGAGAUGCAGGAGGAGGACUUUGUGCAAAGGGCCAUGGGCCAUUUCCCCAAAAUUGAGAUCAAGCUGUCCACCAGAAUGGACCAUGUGGUUUCUUCUUUUUGUAUUGAGAACUGUCGCCAUGUGGAAUCCCUUUCCCUGAGGUUGCUCCAUAACUCGGCCAAGGAGGAAGAAGAAGAGGAGGAAGUUAGACACUCUCAUAUGGACCAUUCUGUUCUCUCUGAUUCUGAGGUUGCAUAUUCUCAGGGAUUGGUGAACUAUUUGACCUCCAGCAUUUGCAAGGGCAUCUUCUCAGUCCUGAGCAAUAACUGGAAUCUCACUGAAUUGAACCUCAGUGGCAAUACCCUGGGAGACCCAGGCAUGAAGGUGUUAUGUGAAACACUCCAACAACCUGGCUGUAACAUUCGUAGACUGUGGUUGGGACAGUGCUGCCUUUCCCAUCAGUGCUGCUUCAGCAUCUCCUCAGUCCUGAGCAACAAUCAGAAGCUGGUGGAACUGGACCUGAGCCACAACGCCCUGGGAGACUUCGGGAUCAGACUCCUGUGUGUGGGACUGAGGCAUCUGUUCUGCAAUCUGAAGAAGCUCUGGUUGGUCAGUUGCUGUCUCACAUCGGCAUGCUGUGAGGACCUUGCAUCCGUCCUAAGCACCAACCAUUCCCUGACCAGACUCUACCUGGGGGAAAAUGCUCUGGGAGACUCAGGAGUUGGGAUUUUGUGUGAAAAAGUAAAGAAUCCACACUGUAACUUGCAGAAACUGGGGUUGGUGAAUUCUGGCCUUACGUCAGGUUGUUGUCCAGCCCUAUCCUCAGUGCUCAGUACAAAUCAGAAUCUCACCCACCUUUACCUACAGGGCAAUGCUCUUGGAGACAUGGGGGUCAAGCUACUCUGUGAGGGACUCUUGCACCACAACUGCAAGCUUCAAGUGUUGGAGUUAGACAACUGCAGCCUCACAUCACACUGCUGCUGGGAUCUUUCCACACUUCUAACUUCUAACCAGAGCCUGCGAAAGCUGAGCCUAGGCAACAACGACCUGGGUGAUCUGGGGGUCAUGCUUCUCUGUGAAGUGCUCAAACAGCAGGGCUGCCUCCUGAAAAGCCUGAGGUUGUGUGAAAUGUAUUUCAACUAUGAUACAAAACGUGCCCUAGAAACACUUCAAGAAGAAAAGCCUGAAUUAACCAUUGUCUUUGAGCCUUCUCGGUAG
Messenger RNA from Budorcas taxicolor (takin), 3096 nucleotides. It is a transcript of the gene NLRP3, whose product is annotated as NLR family pyrin domain containing 3. Gene Ontology annotation, cellular component: NLRP3 inflammasome complex; cytoplasm. Gene Ontology annotation, molecular function: sequence-specific DNA binding; DNA-binding transcription factor binding. The record is from RefSeq and is a predicted model, not a curated record. Gene Ontology annotation, biological process: inflammatory response; negative regulation of non-canonical NF-kappaB signal transduction; negative regulation of acute inflammatory response. Lineage: Eukaryota; Metazoa; Chordata; Mammalia; Artiodactyla; Bovidae. The transcript has 9 exons. The coding region runs from base 1 to 3096 and encodes 1031 amino acids.